GAAGGGGAGCCGUCAGCUGGGUGCGGUGUGGGGGGGAGUCGGACUCAGUCGGCCUAUGAAGAUCCAUCCGCCGACAUGCCUGGGAUAGACAAGCUGCCCAUCGAGGAGACGCUGGAGGACAGUCCCCAGACACGUUCUUUGCUGGGUGUAUUUGAAGAAGAUGCGGUGGCAAUUUCCAGAUACAUUAGCCAGUUGUAUCAAGCCAUCCAUCGAAUUUAUGAUGCACAGAAUGAAUUAAGUGCAGCAACACAUCUGACUUCAAAGCUUCUAAAAGAAUAUGAGAAGCAGCGCUUCCCUUUGGGGGGUGACGAUGAAGUUAUGAAUUCUACUCUGCAGCAGUUUGCAAAAGUGAUAGAUGAGCUCAGUUCUUGCCAUGCAGUACUAUCAACUCAGUUAGCUGAUGCCAUGAUGUUUCCCAUUACCCAGUUCAAGGAAAGGGCUCUUAAAGAGAUACUGACUUUAAAAGAAGUUUUCCAGAUCUCAAGCAAUGAUCAUGAUACUGCUAUUGCCAGAUAUAGUCGACUGUCAAAAAAAAGAGAAAAUGAGAAGGUCAAGUAUGAAGUUACAGAAGAUGUAUAUACUUCCCGGAAGAAACAACAUCAGACUAUGAUGCAUUAUUUCUGUGCAUUAAAUACUCUUCAGUAUAAGAAGAAAAUUGCUGUGUUGGAACCCUUAUUAGGAUACAUGCAAGCUCAGAUAAGCUUCUUUAAGAUGGGCUCAGAAAAUAUUUCUGAACAGCUGGAAGAAUUUUUAACCAAUAUUGGAACAAGUGUACAGGAUGUUCGUAGAGAAAUGGAUCAUGAAGUAGAGACUAUGCAACAGACUAUAGAGGACUUGGAGGUUGCCAGUGACCCACUGUACUUGCCUGAUUCGGAUCCUGCAAAAUUUCCUGCCCAGCGAAAUCUUACUCGGAAAGCUGGUUAUCUGAAUGCAAGAAAUAAAACAGGACUGGUGUCUUCCAGUUGGGACAGACAAUUUUACUUCACUCAGGGUGGAAACCUAAUGAGUCAAGCAAGAGGUGAUGUAGCUGGAGGGCUUGUUAUGGAUAUAGACAACUGUUCUGUAAUGGCUGUGGAUUGUGAAGACAGAAGAUACUGCUUUCAAAUAACCUCUUUCGACGGCAAAAAGUCCUCAAUUCUGCAGGCAGAGAGCAGAAAAGAUUAUGAAGAGUGGAUAUGUACAAUAAACAACAUCUCCAAACAGAUAUAUCUAAGUGAAAACCCAGAGGAAAUUGCUGCACGUGUAAAUCAGUCAGCUAUAGAAGCUGUUACUCCCUCCCCUUCCUUCCAGCAGAGACAUGAGAGCAUGAGACCAACUGUACAGACUCGUCCUCCCAGCACUGGGUCUUUGGGAUCUGAUUCAGCACUUUCCUUGGACUCGCUUGUGGCACCUGACACUCCUAUACAAUUUGACAUCAUUUCUCCAGUAAGUGAAGAUCAUCCAGGUCAAGCAAAAACCUCGGGGCAGUCAGGCAGACGGACAAAUCCAUUUGGAGAAUCUGGAGGAACCAAAUCAGAAACAGAAGAUUCUAUCCUUCAUCAGUUAUUUAUUGUAAGAUUCCUUGGAUCCAUGGAGGUGAAGUCAGAUGAAAGUCCUGAUGUUGUUUAUGAAACAAUGCGCCAAAUACUAGCAGCUCGAGCUAUACAUAACAUUUUCAGAAUGACAGAAUCACAUUUGUUGGUCACAUGUGACUGUUUAAAGUUAAUUGAUCCGCAGACGCAAGUUACAAGACUCAGGUUUCCUUUGCCAAAUGUAGUUCUGUAUGCCACACACCAGGAGAACAAACGCCUUUUUGGGUUUGUGCUUCAGACUUCAACUGGGAGAACAGAUAGUAGACCAACUUCAGUCUGCUAUAUAUUUGAAUCAAAUAACGAAGGGGAAAAGAUUUGUGACUCUGUAGGACUUGCAAAACAGAUUGCCUUUCAUGCUGAAUUGGAUCGUAGAACCUCAGAAAAGCAGAAAGAAAUAGACAGAGUGAAAGAGAAACAACAAAAAGAACUCAGUAAACAAAAACAAAUAGAAAAAGAUUUGGAAGAGCAAAGUCGAUUAAUAGCUGCUUCUAGCAGAUCCAACCAGAGUGUUGGGGAGGGACAAUUUGUAGUCCUUAGCAGUAGCCAGUCAGAAGACAGUGAUUUGGGAGAAGAUGGAAAGAAAAAACGAGAAUCUGAAGCAUGAAGUGACCAGUGCAAGUCUGCAUACCUGUUGUCUGAGAUGACAAGUGAUAACUCAAAGAAGAAACAAAGGUGGAGGGUUUGUUUUAUUAGAGGAAUCUCAUAUUCUGAUCUAUUGUGCUUUAUUUUUUCUUAAAUUGCCUGCUUAAUGUAAAUAUGGACUUUGUUCCAUAUUGUAAGAUACCAGGUGAAACCUACAGCAGAGGUAUAUAUGGCUAUAGCCGUUGAAUAUUUUUCCUUUUCUUCAUGUGUGCAGAUGACUUGAUAAGGAAGAAAUUAUCAUAGGUUAAGCAUAAGGAAAAUAGAUAGAAAUUUCUGUCUUCACUUUCAAGCUGCAGUGAGUCUUUAGUCUGUUGUAGCAAAAACAAGAGAGUUCUGUGACGCUUUCAAAGGCUUAGCAAAUGUAAUCUGAUGAAGUGGACUCAAGUCUACAAAUGGUUCCGCCAUAAUAUAUUUGUUCAUCUUUAGGGUGCCACAAGAGUUUUUUCAAUGCUCGUUUUGUUUCCCAAAGACGAUUGAGAACAGAAAUAGAGUACUGAUUUGUAUAAGAGUUCAGGAAAACUACUAAUGCUGCAAUGCUAUUUUUAGAUUAAGGGUGAGGUUAUUUUUACUUGAGGGUGCAUUUAGUGGUACUAGCCUUGGCCUUUCUGCAAUAUACUUCAGAGCACUUUUGUGGAGGGUGGCAAAGACACUAAAGCAGAUUUUAGAAAUUAGUGUGAGAUGCAGUUGCACUAUGUGUUUUUGUAACCUACAAAUACACAGUAAUAUGUCUACAUGAGAAUAGGGUUCGCCCUUCAAAAAUCAAACUUCCAAAAGGUCUGCAAUGAUUCCUGGCAUUAAUAAUAGGUCUUUCAGCAUGGAUUGAGAGUAUGUUGGUGAAAGAACAACUUGCAUGGAGACAUUGUCAAAUACCAUUUGAGGUAAAAAUGUUUUAAUGAUCCAUGGCCAUAAUUGCCUAAUUUCUUUGAAAACUACUUAGCAGGACUGACUUACUAGACACUUCCACAUGCAAUGUAUCUGAUUUAAAAUAGUAAUAUCCUUUAUUUUCUGCACAAUGUGAGUGGAAAUCAUAAAGACAUCAAUUUUAGCCUGUUGAGUUUCUUACGUGAUCUGUCUCAUCUAAAUUUUUCGUUAAAAGCAAUCAACAGAAUUUAUUUAGAAAUUGAUAGAAACGUUUUGAGAGAAGAAACCAAUGUUCUUCCUGAGAUUUGAAAAAUCUGUGGAAAUUUGUUUCCAUCCUAGCAGAUUUUUAAACUAUAUUUUUACUUUGCACCCAAGUAUUGCUCAUAAACACUUCAGUUACUGAAACACCUACUUUUGGGGAUAAAGAGAAAAGUAACCCACAAAAAGAGAAUUUACUUUUACUGCAGCGGAAGAAAAUGUACCAGUUGAUAUUCAGGACCUUUUGAAAUACCCCAACCCUCUGCAGCUCUCUGAUGAUGGGUGGAAAGAAUGUUCCUUUUGAACUCUAAAAGGUUUCCUUAUACUGUGUGUGUGUUUUAGGAAGCUUUUUCAGGUUCAUGGGAGGGUUGCUGAUCUAAGCUACCUGAAGGAGAUGGAUAGGGCUUCAGUAAAUCUAAUGGACUGCAGGUACCCAUUGAGCAGCACUGUCGCCUUCCACCUCCCUGAGUAUAAGAUUGAUAAAAUGCCAUAGUUCUUAUUUCUCAUAGUUGUAAGAAAUACUAACCUUAAUUACAUCUUUACAUUUUGGGGCACCUCAAUUAGCAAAUCUGUUUUUUGAGUGCUUAGAGUAAUAUUUAACAGUGCUCUCUGAGAAUCCUAAAUUUGCGUAGAAGUAAAUAAUCAGUUCACUCCAACUGACUGGCGAGUUGUUUUGUUCUCAUGUUUUAAGUUAACCUCCAGCAAUUAUCAGCUACAAUCUAUGUAUAAAUGUGUGCUAAUACACUGUUUUAUAAUAUAUAUAAUACCAAAUUUUGUCAUUAAUAAAACCAGUCAUUUUUAUCCUCCUCCUGUUAAAGUCCAAUAUUGGUUUCAAUGGGCUCACUGCUCUUUGUGGAAUUGAAACCUGCCACUUUUUUCCACAUACGAUCUAUGUGCAAAAGAAGCAUUGAUUAAGGGGAAUGUUUCUAUCAUUAAGUCUGUAAGCUAUGAAUAUGCAAGUCUCUGUAAGCUAUGAAUAUGUACACUUCCAGAGCUAGAAAAAACAAUGUGAUCAGAGUGUGCAAAUUCACUCUAUUUCCCAUAUUAGUUUUGCUAUUGGAGAUUGCCUCUGUGUAGAAAAAUGUAAUUUGGCCAUCUGGUUGAUGUGUUCAUGGUGCAAAAUUUACCUGUGCCUCAUUUGACACUGUAUGACAAACAUGCAUUUUCCUACACAAAGACUAUCUUCAUGUAGGAAGAUUGUAGUGCACAAAGCAGUGUUGUCAUGAAACAAACUUUCCAUUGUUUAUUUAAAAUAAAAACAGAUUUUUCCUUUUGUCAAAUUAGGCGAGUAUAAGCCCAAUUGAACUCAGUGGGACUUAGUUCUGAGUAAAUAUUCUGAGAAUUGGACUGUCAAGGAGCAGAACAGUUUAACUCCACGAUGAGAAAAAGUGCUUGAUUAUAUCUUUUAUAUUACAUUUUUGUAAAGUAGAAUUUCAGAUUUUUAAUGCCGAAAUUGAAGGAAGAAGUAAGGUGAGAAGUAAGAAGUUGCUUAAGAGGUGCGUUUCUGUAUUAUCCAGAAAUAUGGCAAAGAGAAAAAAUGUUUUUGCAUGUUCCCCUCUUUCCUAACAUACUGUAGUUGAAAGGCAUUCCUUUUAAUUGUUUGCAUGCCAAUCUGAUGUAAAAAAAAUCAGAUCAGAAUUCUCACUUGUGUUCUCUGACAAAAACAAAAGAAAUCCCAACACACACCCAAGUAUGGUGAAGACAAAAUUUUAUUAUUUCUGGGCAUCUCUUCUUUGAAGCUCCUGGUGUGAAUUGAAGAGCCCCCCUCUUUGCAAUAUAUAAUUUGCAAUCAAUAACCUAAGAUCAUCAUGUGAUCUAGCCUGGUAGAAAGAAUAAUCCAGCAUACAACUCUGAAGGAGCAAUGUACCAUAAUGAGGUAUAUGUGCAAGCAAACUGCUUGUGUAAUCAUUUUGAGUGAGUUUUAUAAUGUAGUGGAUUGGUCAAAUUCUUACAGUAAUGUAAUGGUUUGGUCCUGUUCUAGUGAUUGUGAUUUUUUUCAAUGUUUUAAGAAUCUAAUACAGUUUCCCUGAAUAUUUGUUUUAAUAAAAUCCAGUGAUUGUCAACUUGGUAUUGUCAACGGGCAGACUGAAAGCUAGAUGCUAAUAAAACUUUGGGAAGGACCUCAGCAAAGUUCAGUUAAUUUUAGAGGAUGGUUUUCUGUAAUGAUUAUGUAAACUAUAUUUUGUUUGCAAUUGCUCCCUAAAAGGUCAUUGUCUAUUCAAAAGCUCCUGAAAUUUUUCAAAUGUAUUUUGAGUCUGUUAGUCAUUCAGGAAUCUUAUCCAUAUAUUUAAUAUAGUCAGAGAUCAUUUAUUGUUCUUAAUAAAAAAA
Messenger RNA from Rhineura floridana, 5660 nucleotides. RefSeq names its product adaptor protein, phosphotyrosine interacting with PH domain and leucine zipper 1 (gene APPL1). NCBI's taxonomy places the organism in Eukaryota, Metazoa, Chordata, Lepidosauria, Squamata, Rhineuridae. The transcript is spliced from 22 exons. Gene Ontology annotation, biological process: signaling. The coding region runs from base 76 to 2175 and encodes 699 amino acids. Gene Ontology annotation, molecular function: protein binding. Gene Ontology annotation, cellular component: cytoplasm; endosome membrane. The record is from RefSeq and is a predicted model, not a curated record.